Messenger RNA from Cladophialophora psammophila CBS 110553, 1017 nucleotides. RefSeq lists its product as uncharacterized. Lineage: Eukaryota; Fungi; Ascomycota; Eurotiomycetes; Chaetothyriales; Herpotrichiellaceae. The transcript has a single exon. The record is from RefSeq and is a predicted model, not a curated record. Gene Ontology annotation, molecular function: protein binding. The coding region runs from base 1 to 1017 and encodes 338 amino acids.
AUGGUCGAGCUGCUUCUUAACGACAAAAAAGUGGAUUUCAAUGCCCAAGAUGAUGAGGGCAUGUUGCCGGUCAUGGUGGCCGUCAAGAAUGGAUUUACGGAUAUAGCGGAGCUUUUCCUUCGAAGUGAUUUUUCAGCCCGAAUAUAUUGGAAUUUAUGUGAUCAGCGCGGGUUUACUUGCCUGUUUUGGGCUGCUACAUCUGAUUUCGAGGAUCUCGUCAGCCUCCUCUUGAAACAGAGUGAAAUUGUCCAAGGUAUUGACAAGCCCGGUGCUCGUCAUAGCCCUCUUGCGUCAGCGGCAAGAAAGGGGUAUGUACAGAUUGUGAUAGCUUUGCUCGAUCACAGUGCUACCCCUGAUGCCAAAGAUGAUCGCGAAGGCAGGGCUGCAUUGUCAUGGGCGGCGGGGAAUGGUCACGAAGACGUAGUGGAUCGACUACUUCGUUGCGAAGACAUUGACAUCAAUCACGCAGAUCGAAGGUUAAAAUGGACUGCAUUCCAGUGGGCAGCAGCUCAAAAACAAGGCGCAAUAGCGUGGAAGAUCCUACACGAGACAUUGGAACGGCUUGGCAACCGUUGGCGCGAUUAUAUAUCGACACUUUUCCUAGACGUUGCCAAAAGGGGACAAUAUGAAGCCCUCAACAUUUUGCUUGAGCUACACGACUUCGACCCCGACUUCAGGGACAGAGAUAGCCAAAGGACAGCUUUAUCCUUUGCUGCAGAGCAUGGUCAUGUGAGAAUUGUCCAAAGGCUUCUGUCUUCGGGCAGGGUGAAUGUGAAUGCUGGAGAUGUGGGAAGAAAGACUGCUUUGAUGUGGACAGCUGACCAAGGUCGCUCCAGUGUUGUGAAAGAGCUGCUCGCCCGCGAGGAGCUGGAUAUCCUAGCAGUAGAUUCAGAAGAAAGAUGUGCCUGUGACUGGGCGCAGGCAUCAAACCACCUUGACGUGCAGCGAUUAAUCGAAGACAGACAGCAUCGAGUGGUUCACAGAUCCAGGAGCCGUCAAUCAAGCGGCACAUCCUAG